AUGUCGCACGAGGCCCUCAAUCCCAUCCACCCCUCCGUUCUCCCCCACCUCGACCCCGUGUUUAUCGAUCUCUACAAUAAACACGUCGCCAAUACGCCAGCGGGCCCAAUUGACCUGUCCGUUUUGCGUACAAAAUACUCCGUCCUUUAUUCCUAUGGCACCGGCCCUGCCCCCGAACCCGCGCGAGUCUACGAUAGCAAAGUCCCCGGCCACAAUGGCGAUUUGAUUCCCGUGCGAGUGUACGAACCCGCAUCGCCUGGUCCAUGGCCAGUUCACAUCGAUUUUCACGGUGGAGGCUGGGGACUCGGCGACCUAGACACAGAAUCGCACAUCUGCAAACACAUCUGCGUCAAGGCCAAUGUCUGCGUAAUUGAUGUCGACUACCGGCUUGUCCCAGAACACGCCUUCCCAAUCGGCGUGCAAGACUCCUUCGCCGCCCUCCAACACAUCGCCACCAACGGCACCAAAUUCAACAUCGACACCACCCGAAUCUCACUCGGCGGCGUCUCCGCCGGCGCGAACAUCGCCCUCGUCUGCGCACACCUAGCCCGUGAUGCCAGCAUCGACCUCAAACUAAUCGCAGUCGGCACACCAGUCGUGGACGACAUCUCAAAAUACAGUUCCGCCUCCGACGCCCCCUGGCCCUCAAUGAAAGAAAUGGAGCACGCGCCAACACUAAACUGGGCCAGGUUGAAAUGGUUCGACAAUCUCAAGUGGCAAAGCAUUGCGUCUGACGGGGACCAGCGCGAGAAGCAAUUGGCUGCGGUGAAGUGGUACGCGAAUAUCCUCCUCGCGCCGGACUUUACAAAUCUUCCCAAGACGGUUAUUUACACUGCGGGGUGUGAUCCGCUGCGCGAUGAGGGGGAGGCGUAUGCGCGCAAGUUGAUUGAGGGAGGGAAUGAGGUUGUUCAGAAGAGGUUUGCGGGCGUGCCGCAUCCAUUUAUGCAUAUGGAUAAGGAUUUGUGGCAGGCCAAAGACUUUAUUGAUAUGACGGCGGAUCAUAUUCGGACUACGCUGAAUGGGUGA
Penicillium argentinense is the source of this 1026-nucleotide messenger RNA. RefSeq names its product alpha/beta hydrolase. The transcript is spliced from 3 exons. NCBI's taxonomy places the organism in Eukaryota, Fungi, Ascomycota, Eurotiomycetes, Eurotiales, Aspergillaceae. Bases 1 to 1026 code for a protein of 341 amino acids. Gene Ontology annotation, molecular function: hydrolase activity. The record is from RefSeq and is a predicted model, not a curated record.